This is a messenger RNA of Salvia miltiorrhiza (redroot sage), 1046 nucleotides long. RefSeq names its product thylakoid lumenal 16.5 kDa protein, chloroplastic. NCBI's taxonomy places the organism in Eukaryota, Viridiplantae, Streptophyta, Magnoliopsida, Lamiales, Lamiaceae. Bases 175 to 798 code for a protein of 207 amino acids. Gene Ontology annotation, biological process: photosystem II repair. The transcript has 4 exons. The record is from RefSeq and is a predicted model, not a curated record.
UAUUAAGAAUAGGUUUUAAAGUGUAAAAUAGGAAUUAUGAGUCCUCAUACGUGGCAUGAUCUGAGCGAGCUGAUUCAUUGGCAUGAGGAGGAAAAUCUCGCAAUCUUAUCUUGUGCAGUUUGAAACUGCCACAACUUCUUCCCUUCUUUGCCACCAAAAUACAAACAGAUAAAAAUGGCUACAUUUUUGCUCUCCAAUGCAAAACUGUUUCUCCCCCUUCCAUCCACUUGUUCACCUUCUACAUCUCAUACGCAGAUUGUAUGCAGAUCUGCUUCUAUCGACCCCUCCUCCAUUGUUACAACCAGGAGAAGCAUCGCCCUGUCUCUCGCCGGCGCCGCCACUUUCCUCUCUGCCAAUGCCGGCGCCGCUAUCUUGGAGGCCGAUGAAGACGACGAGCUGAUGGAGAAGGUGAAGAAAGAUAGGAAGAAGAGAAUUGAGAAGCAAGGCGUUAUCAGCUCAUCAACUCAAGAGAAAGCAUACCUGCAAGAUGUUGUAUACAAACUGAGCAAAAUAGGGCAGGCCAUAGAGAAGAAGGAUCUUGCAGAAGCAAAUUCUGUGAUUGGAUCCACCAAGGAUACUCAAUGGCUCCAGAAAGUUAACUCUGCCCUCAACAAGUUGAGUUCUAGUGAAGAAGAGAAGACAGCGGUUGAUCUCUUCAAUUUAUCAAUGGCCACCUUAAUCUCAUCAAUUUCAGAGAAUGAUGAAGAAGCGUCUAAGAUAGCUUUUGUGGCUUCUGCAACCGCCUUUGAGAAGUGGACUUCGCUUUCAGGAUUGGCCGGACAACUCAAGGGCCUUUGAAAACACACACAUUCUCCUUCACUUUUCAAUUUCUUCACUCUCCUGCGGCGCAACUUCUCUUCAAAAUCAAUUGCUCUAUAAUAGAGUCAGCAUCAUUUUUGCAUAAUUGUGCAAUAUCUCCUGUUGUAUUUAGAAAUGAUUGCAUCUCUUUAACAAAACAGAGGCAUAAGUUUGUAAGAGUGUCUUACUUUGUAGGUUCAAGUUUUGUAAUUGAAAUAAAAUAUUAGUAUCAGUUUGUCGUUUCAAAA